Messenger RNA from Toxorhynchites rutilus septentrionalis, 780 nucleotides. RefSeq lists its product as uncharacterized. The record is from RefSeq and is a predicted model, not a curated record. The transcript has a single exon. The coding region runs from base 1 to 780 and encodes 259 amino acids. Lineage: Eukaryota; Metazoa; Arthropoda; Insecta; Diptera; Culicidae. Gene Ontology annotation, molecular function: nucleic acid binding.
AUGAGGAGAAACAACCACCGUUGUCAUGACUAUGUCGGCGAGCGGCAAGUACCUUCCACCAUUCCCAUUCGUUAUAUUUCCCAGUGUUCGAAUGCAAGAAGCUCUCAAAAAUGGGGCCCACCUGGAACAAAGUUUGCAUGCAAUCCGUCGGGAUACAUGACUACCGAAUUGUUCGAAUUUUGGUUGGAUCAUGUUGUAGAGCAUGUUCAUGCUACAGAAGCUAAACCUGUGCUGUUGCUGGUAGACGGACAUUCUUCACAUGCGAAAAACUUGGCAGUUACGGAGAAAGCUAGGAAAGCACAUAUAACGAUUCUUGUCCUCCCUCCCCACUGCAUCAACAAGAUGCAAUCGUUAGAUGUCUCGUUUAUGGCCCCGUUUAAGACACAUUAUUCCAAGGCUGCCGAGGACUUUCUGCGAAACAAUCCGGGAGAUGUCAUAAGCAAGUACGACAUAAUAUCACUUAUGGCAUUUGAAAAGGCAGCAACAAUACCAACUGCGAUCAAUGGAUUCCGAAAUUGCGGAUUGUGGCCAUGCAACUGGUCAAUAUCUAAUGAAUGUACGUUCGCGCUGUCGCUGGUCGCCGACCAACCAUUGUCCGCUGCAGAAUCUGAAACCACUUUAAACAAGCAGGAUACACGUCCCAAACAAGUGAACACAGCGGGACCGUCUGAAGCAGUUGAUGACUCAAAAGAUGAUUCUAAAGCAACAAACAGCUCGUUUACAAUCUCUCCGGAGAAAAUUUGUCCUCUUCCCAAGAUGACUCAACCGCGUGUGACUUAA